Molecule: messenger RNA, 970 nt
Organism: Sceloporus undulatus (fence lizard)
Lineage: Eukaryota; Metazoa; Chordata; Lepidosauria; Squamata; Phrynosomatidae
Product: proline-, glutamic acid- and leucine-rich protein 1-like
Exons: 2
Coding region: 49-846 (265 amino acids)
Source: RefSeq, a predicted model, not a curated record
ACCCAGGAAGAAGAGUUUGAUGAAGAGGAAGGAGUGUUUGAAGAAGAGAUGGACGAUGAGGAGAUGGAUGAUGAGGAGAUGGAGGAGUUGGAUGAGGAAGAUGACGAUUUUGAUGAGGAGGAAGGCCUGACAGAGGAUGAAGAGGAGGAGGAAGGACUGAUGGAGGAGGAAGGGCUGCUGACCACCUUGCCCCAACGGAGUGAGGAAGAGCCACCUGUGCUGCUGCCAGGGAAAGAGGAACCCUCCAGGCUGAUGGAGGAAGAGGAGGAGGAAGGGGCUGCGGGGCUCCUGAUGGAGGUGGAGGAAGAAGCCUUCCACCCGGUUCAAGGGCUGGGGGAAGAAGAUGAGGUAGAGGAGGAGAACCUGCCUGGCCAGACUGCAGAGGACGACCAACUGGUGAAGGCAGAGGAGCCCUCCGUGCCCGUUGCCAGCCUGCCGUCCCUUCUGCCGCUGCUGCCUGUGGCGCAAGAGGCGCCCCCUCUGCCCAUCCCUGCUCUCGAACCUGAGGGGGAAGGGGAGCAGGAGGCUGGGGGCAAGAGGACCCACCAGGAGCAGGAGGGGGCUGCAGGCAGGGAGUCCGCCGUAGCAGUGGCAGGGGCUCCUCAGCCAGAGGAAGAGGAAGAAGAGCAGGGGGAGGCGCUUGCCGGGAGCAGCAGGUGCCCAGGAGAAGGAGGCGCAGAGGUCAGACUCGCGAGGGGAGAGCUGGAGAUCCCACUGCCGCUGGCGGAGGAAGUUGUUGAGGUCAAGGAGGAAGAGGAGGUUGCGCCAGUGGACGAGACGGAAUCCAUGUUGGCCGACUUUGUGGACUGCCCACCAGAUGAGGAGAAAGCCCUGCCGGACCCUUGACCCUGAGGAAGCCAUGUCAGCGGCGGAAGGGAGGAAGGAGGGGGUCCUUGUUUACUUUGGGGGUGGGUUGUGGGGUUGUUGUUGUUUUUUACAUUAAAGCCUUCAAUAAACUCUUUCCAUUUUC